ACUUUGUUCAACAGCUCUUGAUCUAUUCUACCGUGAAUGGAAGAAGAAAAAAACCUAGCUUGAAAUUUCUUUUUCGUGAUAGCAAAGACUAAUGUUUAAUGUUUCGUCGGUGGUUUGGUAACCAAACUUUGGUUUGAGUUUAUUUCGAAUAAACUUAAAAACACAGUGAAGUUUCGGCGCGCCCCCGAAUACAAUAUAACAUUCACACGUAUAAAUAAUGAACAUGUACUUUGACGCCCAGCGCUAUCGUAAACGCUACACUCUGAAGAUGUGCAAUCGCCCAUCGAGCUCCAUGUCGCGAGGUGAAUCAGAAUUAAUUUCCAAAUGCCAACGUGCAUUGGACGAUGGAACUGAUAAGGAUCCAAUUGAAAAGUUGCGUCUCUUGUGUUUGGCACGAGGUGCGUCUGGAAUUGUUGGCUUAGGUCGGGCAUUUAGACGCAUGGACGAUGAUGGCAACAAACAACUGUCACUCGAGGAAUUCACGAAAGGUCUCCGCGACACUGGCAUGGAAGUUUCUGAUGCAGAAGCUGAGGAUAUUUUUAAGCGUUUCGACGCGGAUGGAAGUGGUUCAAUCAAUAUGUCGGAGUUUUUAAUUCAGAUAAGGCCUCCAAUGUCUGAAAGUAGACUUCACAUCAUUGGUGAAGCAUUCAAAAAAUUGGACAAGACCGGCGACGGACAUAUCACCAUCGACGAUCUGAAAAAUGUCUACUCGGUGCUACAUCAUCCGCAGUAUACGAGUGGUGAACAAACGGAGGAGCAAAUUUUAAAUCGAUUUUUGGCAAACUUCGAGGUAGGCGGCGUCAUCGAUGGCCGCGUAACAGAAGAAGAGUUUUACAACUAUUAUGCUGGCGUCUCUGCAUCGAUUGAUAACGAUGGAUAUUUUGACCUACUGAUGAGACAGACAUAUAAAUUGUAAACAUGAAGUGCGUGUGAGCAACGUUCACCAAUUUGGUUGACCAUUUUUAACAGCAAACUUUUCCAGAACAAAUAAAAUCACACAAUUUUUGCACCAUAAUUAUUUUAUGUAAAAUCACGGUUUUCUCUCAAUUCAGGGAGUCUCGUCCAUCUCAAUGUAUUCCAAGGCUCUUUUUAAGUCGAUUCUGGCUGGAAGUGCCCCAAUAAAAGUCACAUUUUCAAAUAAUCAACUGUUAA
Messenger RNA from Sitodiplosis mosellana (orange wheat blossom midge), 1152 nucleotides. Its product is annotated as calcyphosin-like protein. Bases 218 to 916 code for a protein of 232 amino acids. The record is from RefSeq and is a predicted model, not a curated record. Gene Ontology annotation, molecular function: calcium ion binding. NCBI's taxonomy places the organism in Eukaryota, Metazoa, Arthropoda, Insecta, Diptera, Cecidomyiidae. The transcript is spliced from 8 exons.